AUGAUCGCCAGCGUCUUCUUCAUCUUCAAUCGCCUGGUCGAGAUCGUCUUCCUGAUCCCGAUCAUUGGCAUGCUGGCCUACUUCGUCAAUGGCUACAUCAAAGCAAACAUGCUGACCCCCUCCUACAUCCUGGUCCUCUUCAUCGUCAGCACAAUCGCCAUCUUCUGGGCCCUCGAUACCCUAAUCCGCCUCUCAACAACAAAGCGCUCCGCAAUCUUCGUCGCCUUCAUCGACCUCUGCUUCUUCGGCGCUUUCGUCGCAGGAGUCUACCAGCUCCGCUUCAUCGCAAACGCAGACUGCGCAAGCUGGCGCGGCGGCUCCGUCUGGAUCUCACUGGGCCCAUUCGGCUCUUACGGCCGACAAACCGGUGACCCGCUCUCGCUGGAUGUUAAUAAAACAUGCGCUAUGCUGAAGGCUUCGUUCGCAAUCGGUAUCAUGGAGUGUGUCUUUUUCUUCUGGACGGCGUUUAUUGCUAUGUGGUUGCAUCGCACCCAUCAUGAGGUCGUUGUUAAGGAGACUACGGUUCGACGACGCAGUCAUUCGAGUCGUCGUCAUGGGUCUGGUUCGCAUCACUCGCGUCAUCGCAGCUCCAGUCGUAGCAGACCUGCGCAUUAUGUUGUUUGA
Molecule: messenger RNA, 624 nt
Organism: Penicillium brevicompactum
Lineage: Eukaryota; Fungi; Ascomycota; Eurotiomycetes; Eurotiales; Aspergillaceae
Exons: 2
Coding region: 1-624 (207 amino acids)
Source: RefSeq, a predicted model, not a curated record